Messenger RNA from Myxocyprinus asiaticus (Chinese sucker), 3367 nucleotides. Its product is annotated as neurotrypsin-like. The transcript is spliced from 15 exons. Gene Ontology annotation, molecular function: serine-type endopeptidase activity. Gene Ontology annotation, biological process: proteolysis. The coding region runs from base 799 to 3066 and encodes 755 amino acids. The record is from RefSeq and is a predicted model, not a curated record. NCBI's taxonomy places the organism in Eukaryota, Metazoa, Chordata, Actinopteri, Cypriniformes, Catostomidae. Gene Ontology annotation, cellular component: membrane.
AAUGCUGUCGAUUGAGCUAAACUUGUAUUGAACCUGUAUAUAACCUUUGACUAUGAAUGUAAAUAUAGCCUAUAUCUAAAUGCAAAUCUUAAAUAUACUAAAUCUUACAGAACAAAUACACUUUUAAAAUCUAACUUUAGUUUAGUCAAAUUUAGUACAUUUUCGCGUCUAGUUGGUCACCUCGGUGUGCAUGCAAAGUACGCUGAUGUGUGCUCCAUAAAUAUUUAUUUCCCAUAAACGUUCGGACUGUGGUGAGGAAAGCGACUGGAGUGGCGGUGCCCGACUCUGUGUCUUUUUUCAGUGUCACCUCCUAUCCGAGACUCAGUCAGACCCCAGCAUGGGAGGAGUGUUUAGAGAAGAAUAGAUCAUUUCUCCUGUCUCAGAAUUUCUUAUGUUCUUUUUUCUGUAACACACAUUUAUAAAACACUUCGAGGCUCCACGCAGGUGAAUUUGGGACAGCGGUAAUGAUGGGACAGCUGUGUUGGAUGUAUUGCCAAUGACAAGAUGGAUAUCACUGGGAUACUCUCUAUCGCUACUGUCUUUCAUUUCUCUAUUUGUGUCUAUGGCGAGGCAGGACCAAAUAUUGUCUACAUGAAAACCCUGCAGAGCUCAGAUGCCAUCCCAGAUGUCUGACUGUCUUUCUCCUGCUGGACACAAAAGAAGAUUUUAGGAAGAAUAUUUCAGCUCUGCCCUCUGUCCUGCUCUGGGGGUUUCACUGAACUGGGUUAUUACAAUGGAUCUGUGUCUCAGACGGACUCUGGCUCUUCCUGUCUUAAAUGGACUGAUUUUCCAGACUACAUGCUGAAAUAUCCCAACCGUGGGCUUGGCGACCACAACUACUGUAGAAACCCUGACCGUGAGUCCAACCCCUGGUGCUUCUUCAGACAGAAGUCAGGAGCCAUUGGGUGGACCUACUGCGACUGCCACCAGGGUGCAGUACGGCUGGUGGGGGGUUCAUCCAAUAAGAGUGGCCGCCUCGAGGUGUACAUGAAUGGCCAAUGGGGAGCAGUAUGUGGCACCCACCUGACUGACCGAGAUGCCAGUGUAAUCUGUGGACAACUGAGGCUCGGUGAAAUCGGCACUGCACUUCGGCACUCCUAUUUUGGACCUGGUUCUGGCCUCUUCCACUUUGAACGUCUUGGCUGCCAUGGCAAUGAAAAUUCUGUGCUGGAGUGCCGGAGUCGGAAAUAUGUCUCCGGCGACUGUAACCAUGGCAAUGAAGCUGGAGUGGUUUGUGAUGUACCUAAGGGCAGUGGUGCCCCCCUAAGGCUUGUGGGAGGACUUGAGGAUUUUGAAGGGCGCGUGGAGGUGUAUCAAAACGGGAGGUGGGGCACUAUCUGUGAUGAUGAAUGGGAUGAUAUUGAUGCUGAAGUGGUCUGCAGACAGUUGGGAUUGGGUGGUGUGCCAAAGGCGUGGACAUGGGCACACUUUGGGCAGGGCACUGGGCCAAUAUUCCUGGAUGGGGUGCACUGCACAGGAAAUGAGCUCUCUCUUGAGGAAUGUACUCAUGCGCCUUGGGGCCGGCACAACUGUGACCAUAUGGAGGAUGCCGGAGUGUCCUGCAACCCAUAUACAGAUGGAGUGUUGCGUCUAGUAGGAGCUGAUAGCCCGUGGGAAGGGCGCCUUGAGGUAUAUCAUGCUGGACAAUGGGGCACAGUGUGUGAUGACAGCUGGACUGGACUCCACGCCCAGGUGGUGUGUCGACAGCUGGGUUACCGAGGGCGUGCUGAGCUGGCUCCAGAUGGGAUGUACGGGCAAGGUACAGGGUUGAUCCUGCUGGAUGAGGUGAAAUGUGAAGGGGGAGAGAGCUCUCUGCUGGACUGUGCUCAUGGUGAGUGGGGGAAGCAUGACUGCUCCCACAGUGAGGAUGUGGGAAUACGAUGUGAGAGAGAACAAGAGAACAAUGAAAUCCCUGAAGUGCCUCCUGUCACAGGUCCCCUUGUAAGGCUGGUUAAUGGUGAAAGCCGCAAGGAGGGCCGUGUGGAGGUGUUUAUUAAUGGCGAGUGGGGAAGUGUGUGUGACGAUGGUUGGGAUGACAUCAAUGCAGGCAUAGUCUGCAGACAACUAGGAUUCAUUGGGGCCUCCAAGGCCCGUUCCAUGGCUUAUUUCGGCGAGGGUCAGGGGCCCAUCCAUCUGGAUAAUGUGAAGUGUGUUGGGACAGAGGCUUCAUUGGGGGAGUGUUCAGCUCUAGACUUAGGCGCCCAUGAUUGCAGACACAGUGAAGAUGCAGGGGUCAUUUGUGACUACAUUACUGAGCCCAUAAAAGACAAGCAGGAAUGUGGUCUGAGACCCAACACGCAAAGGCGGCAGAGAAGGAUAAUUGGAGGAGACAAGUCUCUACGGGGGGAUUGGCCGUGGCAAGUAUCUCUGUGGCUAAGGUCUCAAUCAAAAGGCACCCAUCCGCUUUGUGGGGCAACUCUCAUCAAUUCCUGUUGGGUUAUAACUGCUGCUCAUUGCUUUAAGAGGUUUGGCACAGACCCCUCCCGUUAUGUGGUACGGCUUGGUGACUACCACACAGAGGAGAGGGACGACUUUGAGCGCACUCUCUCUCCCGAACGUAUCAUAAUCCACAAGAGGUACCACAGCCAGGGCUGGGAGUAUGAUAUUGCCUUAAUGAAGUUGAAGGGCACAGAUGGGAACUGUGUGGCCUUUAACCCGCACACUAAUGCAGUUUGCCUUCCAGCUCAGAGCAACAAGAGGGGCAAGAGGCCCAUUGCAUGCGUUAUCACCGGCUGGGGAAUUACAGACUCAGAGUAUUCCCGAACACUGCUGCAAGCCUGGGUUCCCAUACUGCCCUCCUGGAAGUGUAAAAAAUGCUAUGGCAGUCGCUUCACCAGCCGCAUGUUGUGUGCUGGAAGCUUAUCAAACCAUCGCCGUGUGGACAGUUGUCAGGGUGACAGUGGGGGGCCACUGGUGUGCCAGGGUGAGGGUGGGCACUGGAUGCUCACAGGAAUCAUCUCUUGGGGUCAUGGUUGUGGUAACCCCACCUAUCCUGGUGUAUAUACACGUGUCAGCAGGUUCCUGAAGUGGAUUGAGAAAGUCACAGACAGCUCUGCCAAAGUGUGAUGUUACAGUGUUGACAUUAGAGCCACUUAAUGCAUUGUACUGUACAGUAUAUACAUAAUGUAAUGCCUCUGAGGGUUUGCCAGCUGGCCAAUAGCUAAAAAGCUGGUUUGAUCUUGUUUUAUGUGUUGCACAUUUUACUACUUGCACAAUGUCAUUUCAAUUAUUUUUUCUACAUUUGAAAAAACAUUCAUAAAAAUGCACAGGAAUGUGAUGCCACAGAUCUCAGAAGUGGGUGAGAUGUUUUUUGAGGGACAACAGCUUUAAAGGGAUAGUUCACCCAAAAAUGAAAAUUCUCUCAUCA